Molecule: messenger RNA, 5330 nt
Organism: Dendrobium catenatum
Lineage: Eukaryota; Viridiplantae; Streptophyta; Magnoliopsida; Asparagales; Orchidaceae
Exons: 12
Coding region: 83-4861 (1592 amino acids)
Biological process (GO): actin cytoskeleton organization; positive regulation of Arp2/3 complex-mediated actin nucleation
Cellular component (GO): cytoskeleton
Molecular function (GO): Arp2/3 complex binding; protein kinase A regulatory subunit binding
Source: RefSeq, a predicted model, not a curated record
UCGUAGCAGAGCAGAAAUGGCGGAGGCGUGACCUUGUGAACCUAGUUUUUUCGUUCUUGGGGUUCUUUAGCAGGUGGCUGAAAUGCCGAUGGUGAGGUAUCGGAUAAGGAACGAGUAUGCUGCAGCGAAUCCGGAGGUCUAUCAGGCGGCGAACAAGGAUGAUCCAGAGGCACUUCUCGAGGGAGUGGCAAUGGCUGGCCUUGUUGGAGUCUUGAGGCAGCUAGGAGACCUCUCGGAAUUUGCUGCAGAGAUAUUUCAUGAUUUGCAUGAAGAAGUGAUGGCAACUUCUGCUAGAGGGCAUGAGCUGAUGUUGCGUGUUCAGCAAAUAGAGGCAGAGUUUCCAUCAGUAGAAAAAGUAUUAUUCUGUAGAACUGAUUAUUCACAUUGUGCUUAUAAUGCAGGUAUCGACUGGCAUUCUAAUCUUAUAGUGAAUCAGAAUUUAGUCACACAAGGAGAUAUGCCUCGUUUUAUAUUGGACUUAUAUGAAGAAUGCCGUGAUCCUCCACGGUUAUUCAUGAUGGAUAAGUUUGAUAUUGCUGGUGCUGGGGCAUGCUUGAAGAGGUACUCGGAUCCUUCGUAUUUCAAGACACAUUCAACCACCUUUCUGAUGAUGGAACCAAAGCUUCACGGAGAAAAGAGAGCUCCAAAACUCAAUAAAAAGGGAUCACAUUGUAGAAGCAGUAAGAGUGAGUGUUUUUUUACAUCAAUUAUCGGCAAUUCUGAACUUACUGCUUCUGAACAAGUAAUAGAGAAAUAUCCAACAAGGCAUAUCAAGUUGAAACACAAGAACUUUAUAGUUUCAGAUAUAAGUAAACAAAGCUAUAUGGAAGACAGCUGGAAAGAUCUAAAUGGUGUAGUGACAGCUCCUUCAAUAGUAACAAAGGAAGUUCUUCCUCUUUCUCCUAGAGCUGAGGCCAUUGUUAAAAUAGAGGGCCAGAAAGCAGAAGAUGAUGAAUUUUUGGAAGCAAUGUCUGUACUGUCUGGUGUUUCGCAAAAAGUAUAUCCAACCUCUGGAAUUGCUAAUCAAGGCACGAUGUUGUUGGAACUUGGGAUUAAAGUAGGACACGCUUUUGACCAUAGGUCUGGUGAAACUGAUACGUGUCCUCCAGCAGGACAGCCAGGAGAUCAGAACAACGUUUUUGCUAUUAGUGGAUUAAUUCUAUUUGAUGAUCAUGAGGGUUACAGAUCUGAUGAUAUUGAGAGUGAGCUGGAAAAUUAUGUUGAUGCCUUAAACACCAUGGGAUCGGAACUGGAGACGGAUUCUGAGAGAACUAAGUUAGAUCCAGGUUUCUUUAAUAGUAUAUCUCGAGGGACAGAUCCUUCCAUUGAUGGAAAUCUUGAGCUACAAACUCAAUCCGCUGGAUCAGGUUAUGUUGGAAGCUUGAAAUCGGUAAAAAUAAAAGAUGAAACUCAUAAUAUAUCAGAAUCAACAUCUUCAGUUGAUUUAAGUUAUCAGCCACUAUGGAAGGGAACUGUUUUUGAAGCAACUUCUGGUUCUGAAAUUAACAAAUUUAAAACAGAAAUUGAAGAUGGUACUUUGCCUGGGAAGGCUUCUUCUUUAUUUUUUAAUGAUUCAACAUUGGACUUGAAGGUUGAUGGACAAGGAAGGCUGACAGGAGAUUUAGCCAAUAAAACUUCAUCAAAUUACUUGGAGGACAGUGAUGAAGAAAAUAAACAGGUAGAAUCUAGCUUGCAAUGCCCUGUUGAUAGAGGGGUUUCAGAAAAGAUUAUUUCUCUUGAGACGUUAACCACAUGUCAGAUGCCUAAGCCUCCACAAGAGCAUGCAGAAAGCUCUAUUUUAGAUAUUUUGACAGUUGUUGAAGAUUCCUUGCAUGAUUCAAUGGAGGGCAAUGAAACCAAUUCUGUUGAUCAGUUUUCACCCAAAAGUUCAGCCUUUUCUCUGGAGAUUGUUUCAUCCAUUUUUCAGUUUGAAAGCUUAACUACUGAAGUGAGGAAUAUUUCUAUGAGCGAAGACGAACUUGUGCAUCCACAGUCUCCAGCUAGCUCCAGAAAUGUUGAUGUUGAAGAGCGCGAACCAGCAAUCUCUCCAGCCAUUGCUUUUGAGUUAGAGCAUUCCUCUAAUGCUGAUGAAGCACAGGAGUCUGCUGCCAUCGAUAUGGUGGAGUCAUUGCCAUCAGGUUGUGGAGAAAACCCAAAUGCACUUCAAUUGCAGCCUAAAGAUUUGGAGUUGAUUGAGAAAAAUGGAAAAACACAUGUCCGUGAUUCAUUGGAAUUUGUGGAUGUAUCUAAUAAGCUUAGUGUUUGGUAUGAUGAGCUCUUACUUGAGGAAAGUAUGAGCAAUGAUUCAAAUGCCGGGAAGGUUAUCACUGCCGAUGGUUUACAUGACCAGGUUCUCCACAUGUUUCAAUCUGCAAAAGUAUCCAGUUUUGAUGUACAUUCGCUGAAAGAUCUAAUUUCACAGACUGAUACUUCAUGUCAGCCAAACCCAGAUAUUGAAGAGCCUUCUAUUACUAGAGACUCAGCAUUCUCACUCUCUCAGAACAAACCAUUUGUGCCGUUUGCUCUGAACGAGGACCUAGAAAUUUUUGAUAAUGCAGCAUCAAGAGGGUGGCCAUCUGCUCAGGAUUUAUCCAACUCAUUUGAUGAUAAAUUAGUGUAUGCUAAUGUUGAUGAUAUUCACGUGGAAUUACAUCCCAGCCUUGAAGGGCAUAACAUAUGUUCAAGAGAAAAUAAUCAAGAUUCUGAUUCUAAGUAUGAGAAUGUGAUCUCUGAAGAAGGUACUACUGUCAAGGUUCUUUCCCUGUUACAAUCUUCAAAAGGCUGCAGCUUUGAUUUAAAUAUUCUAAGAGAUCCAAUUUCUGAGGAUGCUGCCUUGAAUCAGUAUAAAUUGGAGAGUGAUAAAUCAGAGAUUGCAGAUUCUAAUUCAAAAUCUGAGAACAAAAUCACUGAAGAUGGUACCGAUGGUGAGUAUCUUUCCUUGUUACAAUCUUUAGAUAUAUCCAACCUUGAUGCACAGCUUCAAGAAAAUCAUUUUUCUGAGGAUUCUUCCUUGAAUCAGCAUAAGAAAGAGGCUGAAGAGCCUGUUAUUUCAAGUGAUUUGACAUUUUUGAAAUUUGAACGCAAGAUUUUUGUGCCUCUUAGUAGGAACAGGAACCAACAUGAGUUCGUUGGUGCAAGUUCAAGCUCUCAAUUAUUUUCUCUAGAUUUAUCUAACUUUACUGAUGUUAAAUUAGCUGAUGAUAAUCAAAUGAAAUUUUAUCACCAUACUUAUGAAGCGAAUUUAGCAUGCUGCAGAGAAGAUGAGCAAGAUUUCGAUUCAAAAGCUUCCAUGCAGCAUUUUCAGGUUGAUGCUGGAAGGUUAGAAGUGCAACCUCAGCAAGCUUCCAUAUCUCAAGCAGUUGAAGAGCCAAUUACAGUACCUUUAAGGACAGGUGGCGAUAAUAUUGACCCUUAUGACAUACGUUUUAAUGAAGUUUGCUCUGAUCAACCUAUUGAUAGUCAGAAUAAUUUGGAGCAAGAGCUCGUGACAUUGUGUGACCAAGGAUGCAACAGUAUGAUGAGUAUACCUUCGUCAAGGAUAGAUGAGACGAAGCAGACAAAGUUUGACCUCUUUGAUCCAUUCCAAGAUAUUACCGAGUACCCUGGAAGUUCCAUUGCUCGUGUUGCAUUGACUUCAGAAUCACCACUAGUUGCAGAUUUCAUCAUUCCCAAUUCUUUGACUAGUGCCCGGGAACCUUUUGAAAAAUUGGCAGAUGAAAUGAUCUCCAGAUUUCAAAUACGAGAAGACAAUGAGGAAGCACCGCCCCUACCACCACUUCCCCCUUUGCAGUGGAGAAUAGUUAAACCUCGUUUGGAAUCUCUAGUUGCAAGUGAGCAUAUAGCUCAACCAGUAGAGAAGACUAAUCCAUGCAUAUUACGACAAAACACAGGCCAGCAGAAAAAAAGCUCCUUUGUUACUUUAUCUGCUCAAAAAGAGAGGUUUCAGCAGGUUUCUUCAAGUACAGAUGGAAUGCUAGAGUCUGAAAAAUUGUCAGAGUUGCCUCCAAUUUCCAUGGAUUUGAGGGAACAACUAGAAAUUACAUCUUCUGAAGUCAAAACGGUUCAUUCUUCAGACCUAUCUUUGAUAAUGCCAUCUGAAGAAGAUGGGAAACAUGCAGAUGGUAAUGUUGCAGUAAUUGGAGAGAGCACACUUACCAUUCCGUUGCUCAAGGAUCAAAUGCCUCAACACCCUGAUCUUUUGGAAGCAGGCAACCUAGAAGAAACAGGACAAAAGCUUGUCAAGUUUCUAGCAGGUUUUGAGUUGGAAGGAUUACAAGAACCCCCAAUAAUUGAUAGAGAUGCGUUGACACCUUUGAAUUCAUUCCCGGUCAUGUCAACAACAAGAGAUGGUAACUGUCAAUAUAUGUAUGGAGAUUAUGGUGGUUUUGAAGGGGAAGGCGUUCAGCAUCACAAUUUCUCAGGACUAUCUCCAAUAGCAGCUUACGACAUUCCCCAUUACGAUUAUCAUAUGUUUGUAAAGGGCAGUAAUUCAUAUAAUGUCUAUGAUAUCUUGCCGCUUGAAAUGAAAGGUGAUAAACCAAAUGAAAAACCAUAUUCCAUUCGAAACCGUCCAAGGGAUCAUCUGAUAGAGGCUGUGGUUGCUCAAGAUAAAAGCACGAUGCGGAGGGUUUCAGAACUUGGUUGGCCAUUGACAAAGCCACCAGAAGAUGAAAGGAACUAUUUACUGGAACAAAUAAAAAAUAAGUCUUUCUACCUGAAACCAGCAACUUCAGCAAAGCCAAACAUUUUGAAAACUCAUCCGGCAAAUUUAAAGGUUGUUGCCAUUCUGGAAAAAGCGAAUACAAUCCGAAAGGCAUGUGUUGGUAGUGAUGAAGAUGAUGAUAAUUGGAGUGACUCAUGAAGGCCACAUUGUUUCCUCUGCAAAAUUUUCAAAUCCAUAGCAAACCAUGUCUUGAAAAUCUGAUCAACUUUGCUAAUCCAUCAGUCCAAGUUGAUUUAGUAAUUAGUGGAGUCCCUGGAGCUGCAAUAGCUUUUGAAGUCCUCUUUAAACCUAAGAAGCUAGCAAAUGUGUAUUAAGAGGAUUUCGUUCCCAUACUGUACGUAGCUUGCCAUGCAUAUUCUUACCUUCUAUUCUUCCUUUGACAUGUGUAAUAUCCUAGAGUUAGGCUGGCCCUAGAUAUAAAUGAAAUGAAUCUUGUUCUUUUCAACAUAUAACUGUAUUGUUGCCAUUUUUAGGGUGUAAAUGUAUGUGUUAAAAUUAUUUUUCGAAGGAUAUGGCUGUGCUUGGUUUCUUUAACAGAUAUUAGCUUGCUUUGUCAUUUGGUAGCCUGGUAAGUUCAGGAGGAUUUCAAUUCAACCAUAAUGAGAUA